Molecule: messenger RNA, 1310 nt
Organism: Aplosporella prunicola CBS 121167
Lineage: Eukaryota; Fungi; Ascomycota; Dothideomycetes; Botryosphaeriales; Aplosporellaceae
Exons: 1
Coding region: 281-1093 (270 amino acids)
Cellular component (GO): nucleus; cytoplasm
Molecular function (GO): ribonucleoside-diphosphate reductase inhibitor activity
Source: RefSeq, a predicted model, not a curated record
ACCUAGACAAAGCAGGAAAGCUAAGUGGAGGGGAAACGGACCGAGUGAAAGACGCGGGAUCGUGUCAAAGACGCGACUUGACGUGGCGCGCGCGCACCAGCCACCCUCAGCUACCAAGCAAACUCCCUGAGUCCCCUUCUCCUUCACCUCCGCACUCCUCCAAUCCCUCCUGCCCAGUCCGUGCUUCCCGUCGUCCAAGCUUUCCGCUGCUCUACCUUACGAGCCCGCGCUCCGUCCUUCGUUCACCACUAUCUACCACUACCACUUCUCAACACCCGCCAUGGCAGCCACGCACCGCACCAAGCGUCCUUACCAACCGUCCAUCACUUCAUACUUUGCGCGCGCCGAUGCCGCCGCCUACGAUUCGAAUUCCCCCGUUGCGCCGCCGCACCAAGGUCUGACGCCACUUCCGGCCAAUGUCCAGGCGUCGCUACUGAACGUCGGCAUGCGUGUGCGCAAGUCGGUCCCGGAGGGCUAUCGGACGCACAAGACGCUGCCCACUUCCGCGAACGACGCCAUCUCGUACAACGGAUACACGGGGCCUACCAACAGGCCGGCCGAGCUGCUGCCCUUCUGCGGCAUCCACAAGGUCGGCGGUCACACCACCCAGCCGGGCAGCGCCCCGGUGGACGCCUACGGCCCCGUCAACUAUGCGGCGCACGACUUCGCCGUCUCAUCGCAAGCGUCUAGCAACUCGAACUUGUCGCCUGACGCCGUGCGCACUCCGCUUCCGAGCGCGAACAAGCGGCGCUUCUUGGAGGAAGACGACGACGAGGAGAUGCCCACCGCGCAACCAAGCCGCAGUAACGCUUUGUUUGCGCUCAACACCAACAUUGCCAAUUUCGCGGACGACGAUCUCCAGGUUUCACCCUGCACGACCUAUCCCGUCAGCCACACGUCGAUGCCGAAUCUGAGCUCCGCACGACCUCUUGCGCGGCCCAAAUCGAAGAGAAAGGGCGUGAGCGCUCUUAGCACCCAGAGGAGGGGCGCCCUCCAGGGAGACGAUGUUCCGGUGAUCGUGGAUGACGACUUUGACGAGGCCGACUUUCUUCAACCGUACGAGGAUGUUGAGGUCGAGAUGGGCGGCGUUUAGAAGGCGGUACAGACGGCGAUUGGGUGGGCCUGUAGAUGCAGGGCCACCACCAUUGUUUAUUUUGUACGGUAUGGGACGGAUCGGGUAUACCAGCGAAGGCGUUAAUGGGAUUUGGGAUUUGGGAUGGGGUCUAAAGGCAAAGGUGGGGGUAAACGGAGUUUCAGCAAGAAGUCAAUAAUGCAGUAGCAACGGCCGUAGUCAAUAUCAUCAAACAGCA